AUAUACUACUAAUAUGACAAAGGCACCUCUCAUGAAUAUUAAUCGUGCUUAUGUUGCUUCGUAACCUUUUUAAGGCGUCAGUCACGAAACUAAUCAACACUCUUAAAGGGCUGUUCACACCGAACAAAUUUUCGCGUCCAUCCGCACUGAUUUUCAAUGUAAACACGUUCUAGACGGACGUCUUUAACCGUUGCGCGGCGUCUCGUGGGUAGCGGCACUUUUUUAGACACGGUAAAAUAAAUAAAAAGCUUCGACUGUUAAAAAACGCGUCUUUUGUUCCGCUUGUCGCACUGGAUCUCACUUUAUAACCACACGGCCAUGUUCGAGUGAACGGCCCCUUCAUUGGUCAGCUGGCUAGCGCACGUUUCCCAUCAGCCAAUCAGAUGUACUCUCGCUACGCAACGUAAUAAAUAUUCAUAAGCCUUUGUAUUUCACUAGUUCCGCUUAUUUCAUCAGCGUCUUGCGUCCUCUACAGAUUUUAAAUAGUCACUGCAUGGGUGUUUGACGCGCUGCAGUGCGGACCAGCGCAAAGGAUGCGCGAACGGACACUUGCGUUAGGACUUUAUUUAUUCAUCGAAAUGCAUUCGAUGGUUCGGUUAUCUCGAUAGAAUAAUAUACGGAUUAUUAGUCUUAAUUAUCCAUCGUCUAGGCUGCUGAUGCUCGCUGUGAAUCGGAGCGCUCAUCACAUGCCAGAUCUGUGUAUUUGCUAUAACCUUGGAUCUUUAUGCCAUAAACUGUUUGCUUGGUUUUAAUUUCAUAUGCAUGCUAUUUUAAAUUUUAAGACCGCUUCCAGUAGGUGUUUUUUGUGUGCAAUACAUUAGCGUUGAUUUAUCAGUGCGGCUGAAGAGUGCUUUAUUACAUGCAUAAAAUACAAUGUAACGGGUAACAGAUUCAGGUUCGACUUUUUGACAAGUCAGGUGUUUCUGAGUAGUAAAACCGCUAGUGAUGUGAGCGCACCUGGAGAGAUUUUGUGCACAAUGGAGCAUCAAGAAUAAGAAGCAAAAAUCGGGCGGUUUAUGUUUUUAAAGAAGCUGAUGGUUUGUGUCACCGUGAGGUCCCAAAUGAAGAUUUCAAAACGACGAAAAGGACUUCCUUUUCGUAGUCUCUGUGCCAGAUAAAUGGCUCGUUUAAGCUGGGAGCUGCCAGAGUGCUCUCCGGGUUUCAGUGCCUAGCACCAGCUCUGCAGGACAACGCCAACAUGAACGGCACUGCGGAGCAGCAGGACAUUCUGCCCCCAAACUGCAUGGUCAAAGAGAGAUGGAAAGUGCUAAAGAAGAUAGGUGGAGGGGGGUUCGGGGAAAUCUAUGAGGCAUUGGACGUGCUGACUCGGGAGAAUGUGGCAUUAAAAGUGGAGUCAGCUCAGCAGCCCAAACAAGUCCUGAAGAUGGAGGUAGCGGUUCUGAAGAAACUGCAGGGUAAAAACCAUGUGUGUAAGUUCAUUGGCUGCGGGCGAAACGAUAAAUUCAACUAUGUCGUCAUGCAACUACAGGGUAGAAAUCUGGCGGAUCUCAGGCGAAGUCAACCACGCGGCACCUUUAACAUGAGCACAACACUUCGUCUGGGAAAACAGAUUCUGGAAUCCAUAGAGGCCAUUCACUCCGUUGGCUUUCUCCACCGAGACAUCAAACCGUCAAAUUUUGCCAUGGGAAGGCUGCCUUCAACAUACAGGAAAUGUUAUAUGCUAGAUUUUGGCCUCGCACGACAGUAUACCAACAGUAAUGGAGAAGUUCGACCGCCCAGAACUGUUGCAGGAUUUCGAGGGACUGUUCGAUAUGCAUCUGUGAAUGCACAUAAAAACAAAGAAAUGGGUCGCCAUGAUGACCUGUGGUCUUUGUUUUACAUGUUGGUUGAAUUUGCUGCUGGGCAGCUACCAUGGAGGAAAAUCAAGGACAAGGAGCAGGUGGGUCAGAUUAAAGAGCGUUAUGAUCACAGGAUGCUUCUUAAACAUAUGCCAUCAGAGUUUAAUGUCUUCCUUGAGCAUGUUUUAGGCCUCGACUAUUACACCAAACCCAACUAUCAGCUCCUGAUGUCAGUGUUUGAGAACAGCAUGAAAGAACGCAUCAUCACAGAGAACGAGCCGUAUGAUUGGGAGAAAAAUGGGACAGACUCCACUAUGUCUGCUACCACACCGAGUGCAGCGCAACAAAACACACGGCCUACAGCAGCGAUGGCUGGGGUCAUCAAUGUGACCCUGAUGCCAGGUGACCAUCAGAGAGAGAACACGGAUGAUGUUGUGCUGGACGAGCACUUGAGUGACCAAGAAAACGCCCCUCCAGUUCCCUCCGGACGGCCAGCUGAUGGAAGCCAGUUACCCACAGAUGCAGACGGGUGGGAGGAAACUGAUAUCAACCGCAACAAACUCAGGAUUAACCUUGGAAAGGGAGGUCAAGAGGAAGAGGGUAACCGGGGAGGGUCCCCUAUGUUACCACAAAGAGGAGGGGGAGGUUUGGACUCUCCAGGUGUGCAGGUGCACUCGCUCAGGUACCGACGGGUCAACAGCCCUGAAUCUGACCGUUUGUCUGCCGCUGAUGGGCGAGAGGGUUACGGGCAACGAUCUCGAAUGGACAUCCUGGGUUCUCCCUCUCGGCACGUUUACUCCUCGCAGCCUGCUCAGAUGCUGUCCGUCGACGGCUGCCGUGGAGACCGCAGGCGUAACGAGGCCUCUGCAUCAGUGGACCAGGAAGCCCACAGCAACGCCUUCAUUCGCUCUGUCCCACUUGCCGAAGAGGAGGACUUUGACAGCAAAGAGUGGGUGAUCAUAGACAAAGAAACCGAGCUCAGAGACUUCCACCACCCACCGGGGGCCGAGCCCACCACAUCCGGCACCACGGAUGAGGAGCCGGAGGUAUUGCCCCCUUUAGAGGACGGAGAAGAGCGGUGGAGACAUAGAGGGACGGAUCCGUCGGUCAGACCCAAGACGUCAUAUGGAGACCGGACUACACGAGGGAUGCUGCCUCUUACGGAGGAGGAGGUGUCUAGGAGGAGUGGAAAAGGGCAGUCAACGUCAGCGGAGAGCCCUAUGCCGUCACCCUGUCACUCACUGCCCUCCGGACGGCUGCGGCGGAGAGAGUUAGACCCCAACGGACCUCAGAGACAGGUCUCUGUCCCAAGUGAGCCUCUGUUGUCACCGACUGACUACAGGACUAAAUCGCCAUCCUCAGAGAAGGAGAUGUUCCAUAUCCUUCCUAAACUGCACGCUAAAAGAGCCGACUUCCUCACCGUCAUGCUGACAGGUAGCCUGCAUCAGCGUCGGGCCUUCACAGCAACACUGCCUGAGACUCAGGAUGAUGGACCUAGAGAUGACGACGUCACAAAGAGCGAGUCCAGUAGUGGAGCGAGCGAAAGGAGUACAGAACGUUGUCAAGAUGGGGCUCCAUCCACCUUAGUGGCCGAUGAUCCUCACAAGCAGCCGAAAGAAUCGGGUUCGGUGGCUGAUGUAGAUCCUGACCAAGAGGACGUCUCAAAGACACUUGUUCUGUUUUCACCAGGAGACAUGAUGAGGUCUCCAAAUGCCAUGAAUGGGACUGAAGUGGAUCAGGAUAUGGCAGGUUCUAAUGCUCCUCAAAAUGAGCAGUUGAAUAAUGGUGGUCAAGUAGAGGUUCAGAUUCAGGAGGAUAUAAACCAGGUGCAGAGGGCCUCAGAUGACCUAGACCCAUCCAUAGAGAUGCCUAAACUGGUGGUAACCAUGUCAACAACUCUAGUGGCCUCAGGCUCAAUAGCAUCGCCCCCCUUCUCCAAAGUGGAGCGAACUUUUGUACACAUUUCUGAGACAUCCCAUCUGAAUAUUAUGUCUUCCCGUGGUGCACAGGUCAGAGAAGGUGACCCUGAAGUUCUAGCCAUUGCCGAGGACGUUCAGAUGAAGGUAAAUUCAGUCCUUUCUACAGAGCCAGGAGUCGUCCAUUCUGAAGUCACCUCUCUGACCCCUACAGAAGCGCCUCAGAUACUCAGUGUCCCAAAGGAAACUUCUGACAAACAAGAAGGUCUUACGGUUCUCGUCUCCUUAAAGUCAAGGGAACCCCUCCAGCAAGAUUCAUCAACUGAUGGAAAACAGCCACCAAAAGAAGAACAUCACAAGGAAAAGUCAGUACCUGAGAAUGACACAUGCGUUAUAGGACUUUCUAAAAGUCCACAGACAAGGAGCAAGAGUCGCAUUCCUAUCCUGGUGUCAGAGGAGGAUGUGAGAUCAGAACAAUCCCAUUCCAACAAAGAACGGCUGCGAAGGAGAGCGAGUCAUCAGGACUUGGCCCGCUUGGCUGUGGAGAGACAGCGACAGGAACGCUGGAUGAGACUGAAUUCCAGGACUUCAUCCUCGCUGUCUUCUGGAGAAGAGCCCAAGAGAGCCACAGAGACUUAUUCUACUAUGGGCUCAGAGGAGGAUGUUCAUCAAUCUGAUGAUUCCCUCAACAAGCUCAAGAAAGAGGCUGAAGAGAAAAACAACACUGGGUGGAGCAGCAGGAUCCCCAGACCAGUCACCCCAACAAGGAAGCCUUUAAAACUAAUGGUUGUAGCCCCUGUUAUCCUACAAGAAGCUGGCACUUUGAAAUUAGUGCAAAGAUCAAUCAAUGGCACAAAGGUUGAAUCGCAAACAGGAGCAAGCGCUCCACCACUCCACACCAAAUCGAAAUCGACACUGUCCCGUUCAACCGUUCCAAGUGGAAGUAAUCGUAUGCCUCUCUACUGCAUUCCUGCGUCAUCUCAUCGCAGCUUAAGCACUGCAAACGGCACUUUCCCCUCCACCCGCAUCGCUAGCCCCUCGCCACAGAGGUUUCCCCUGCGAACUGCGGUCAGUGAAUCACGCAAGCAGCCAUUUGCGCUUCGAGCCACUGUGGAGCUUCCGCUAAAGUCUAGGACUACUUGCAAUGGCACAAAACAAUCCACCAAUACAGCUGUGAGGAAUCGAACCAAAGCUUCUGCUCCUUUGAAGAACGCAGUUCCCGUGAGAAGGGAAAAAAGCACAAGCAACAGCGCAGCUGCAGCCAGAUAAGACACUGACUGCGGUUUACUGCAGUCGUUUUCUUCUCAAUUACUUGAACAUAUUGCCUCAAAAGUGCAUCAUCCCCCCUUUUAAUUAUGUUCUUCCUAAUUAAUGAAUGACUUGUUCCCAUUUUGAUUUCUGCACCAGAUAUGCCGUACCAUAAGAUUACAGAACGUUCACACAUUUAGCUAACACGGUGCUAUACUGUAUAUGUUUGUUCUGUUGUGCAUAUUUAAUUCAGUAUUUGGUUUAUGAAGGUGUCAUUUAUAAUUAGUUAGAUACCAUGUUGUCUUUUACCCUUAUCAAACAUGGUAAAUUGCAUUGACAAUACUAUACACCGCAGGCACAUGGAACGAUGUAAUAUCUAGCACAUUUCCAUAGACAACACUGCACAAAUGUCCUCUGGUCUGCAGCUAGGCCCACUUUGUAAACCUUGUAACACUGGGCAUGCUUGUCUUUAGCUUGUUUCAAGUGUUGUAAUAUACUGCUGUAUGCUUGUACAUAUUCUUUACAGUAAUUCAAGCAGAGACCUCUUUAUUUUUUUCAGGCAAAAAGAAAUGGUCAAAUAUUUGGUUCUAAUUUUGUUAAAGGAAUAUUUUGUUGGUUCCACGCCGAGUUGUCUCUGUUUCUAAGCAUGGCAAAUGUCACACAUUAUUUAUUGUCAAUAUGAAUGAUUUCUAAAUGAAAAAAAAGUCUGUCCUCUUUUGUUCUUAUUACAAUGGUGGACAUUUUUGUUGGAGCAUAAAAUGAUCGAGUCUUAAUUAAGUGUUAUGAUUUUGUUUC
Xyrauchen texanus (razorback sucker) is the source of this 5758-nucleotide messenger RNA. RefSeq names its product tau tubulin kinase 1a (gene ttbk1a). The coding region runs from base 1199 to 4984 and encodes 1261 amino acids. Lineage: Eukaryota; Metazoa; Chordata; Actinopteri; Cypriniformes; Catostomidae. Gene Ontology annotation, biological process: peptidyl-tyrosine phosphorylation; peptidyl-serine phosphorylation; signal transduction. Gene Ontology annotation, cellular component: cytoplasm; nucleus. The transcript has 15 exons. The record is from RefSeq and is a predicted model, not a curated record. Gene Ontology annotation, molecular function: protein serine/threonine kinase activity; ATP binding.